AGCAUCUUCCACGGUUGUGCUCGUGGCAUUCAUUAGCAUUAACCUUGUCCGAAUCAAUGACUGAACUGCCAGAGGACCGGAUUCAAAACCGGCGUAAAUGCAGGAGGACUGGAUCGACCAAUGAAUGAGAACACUUUAGGUUUGAAUAUGCAAAUAAAUUCAUACUACCUUCAUGUCUAUAGUUAUCAUUGAUCUAAAUACCAUAUAUUGUCGCCAUGACAACCAAACGCAUCUGUUCGGAUUGCUGACGUGAUUGUUUCCAGAGCGGUUAUUCAACGGACCGACUGCAGGAUCAUUUGGUUCAAUAUUUCAGAGUGACGUUUGAUACCAAUGCGGUGCGCCCGACGUCGUCAAAAAAUGACACUCCAACCACUAUCAUCAAUCGUUACAAAUUCAAUUUCCUUUGCCACCACCACCAGAUAUUGACUGGACUGGUACCACUACAUGUAGUAGACUACUAUUUCAAGUUUCGGGUAGCAUCUAUCCAUUGAUUGAUUUGUGAGUGAGAGUGAAGAGAAAGAGAGGCCAUGAUGACAGAAGAGACAAUCAACAAUAACGACACCACCACUGCAGGCACUGCUCCAGGCAAGACGGCUGGCACUCGUUCCAUUGCCAUUUUUACUGAGUUCGACGAAGCAUUGUUGCGUCGCGACUAUGUCGACAAGCAGCCAUUUGUGCUACGGGGUGUGGCAUCCGAUUGGCCCGUGUCGGGGAAAUGGGACUACGAUUGGAUUCGAAAGCAAUGCGGUGACACGACGAUUCGACCGUACUGUUUCAACCGCAAAUCCAAAUCGCAAUCGUACCUCUUUCAAGCCGUCUUUAAUCGCACCAAAAUGACCAUUGAAAAGUUCUUUGCGGAAAAGUUUCAAAAGGGCGGUUCCCUCUGGAGUAUCAAAGAAUGUCACGAAGUCUUUGAAGCGCAUCCCGAACUCAAGGAGGAUUUCCAGUUUGAAGAUGUCUACAUGGGUCCUACCGAUAUUCCUCGUGCGCACUACUUUUGGAUUGGCAAUGCCGACAGUUCUAUUGGCCUGCACGCCGAUAUGGUGAUUUACAGUUGCAUGCUGCAGAUUCACGGACGCAAGCACUGGAAGUUCUACCCACCGGCUGACAAGGAGUACCUCUACAUGGAAACCAAGGGAGCCAUUGAUGGAGGCAUGUAUUCGCCUCUGGAUGUCUUUUCCACAGUCGAUCUUACCGAAUACCCCUUGUUUGCCAAGGCCACCGAGUUUAAUCUCAUUCUCCAACCGGGCGAUAUCCUCUAUGUCCCCAAUGGAUGGUGGCAUGCCGUCUAUUCCAUGGAUGCUACCAUGAGUGUCAACUAUGUUGCCGAACGAUGCAACAACAUUAGCACUGGAUUCUUGUCGGCCUGGUGGAUCAAUGACUAUCUGGAGGGAUCCCGUCUCCUUCUUCUCUAUCUCCUUCGUCAAAUGCUCACAUUCAUCACAUACAUCUUGCCCGUUGGAUCAUCAUCCAACAAAAACAAGAAGACCGAAACCUUGUUGGAUAACGACACCGGUGCCGUAUGGACUCCCAAGAGUGAUGAAAUGGAAGCCAAGGGAAAGUAAGCAAGCAAACAAACCGACAAUCUCUACCAUUACAUUGCGAUGUACCAACCAGCAUGCCAACAUGCUGCUGCCGGAUCAAGCAAUCAAGCACACACACACACACACACCACCCAAGCCUCAUCAGAGUAUUCUAUGUGUGCUGCAUUCUUUUAACUAUUAGCACGAUAAACAAUAACAACAUUCUGUAUCCACUC
Molecule: messenger RNA, 1759 nt
Organism: Seminavis robusta
Lineage: Eukaryota; Bacillariophyta; Bacillariophyceae; Naviculales; Naviculaceae
Source: the annotation of a GenBank genome assembly